Molecule: messenger RNA, 672 nt
Organism: Zophobas morio
Lineage: Eukaryota; Metazoa; Arthropoda; Insecta; Coleoptera; Tenebrionidae
Exons: 2
Coding region: 1-672 (223 amino acids)
Source: RefSeq, a predicted model, not a curated record
AUGAAGGACGACAUGGACGAAGGACGAUAUGGACGGAGGACGAUAUGGACGAAGGACGAUAUGGGCGAAAGGCGAAAAGGACGAAGUACGGAAAAACGAAGGACGAAUAGGACGAAAAGUACGAAGGACGCAAAAAGACGAAGGACGAAAAGGACGAAAGACGAAAGACGAAAUGGACGAAAGACAAAAAGGACGAAAGACGAAAAGGACGAAGUACAAUAUGGACGAAAAACGAUAUGGACGAAAGACGAAAAGGACGAAAAGCACGAAAAGGACGAAUCGGACGAAAAGGACGAAAAGGACGAACAGGACGAAGGACAAAAAGGACCAAGGAUAAUAUGGAUGAAAGACGAAAAGGAUGAAACACAAAAUAUUGAAAAAUUAAAAAUUGAAAACUCGUGGAACUGCAAAAGUUGGAAUGCUGGACCAAAAGUUCGAAGGACGAAAAGGACGAAAGACGAAAAGGACGAAAAACGAAAAGGACGAAAGGCGAAAUGGACGAAAGACGAAAAGGACGAAAGACGAAAAGCACGAAAGACGAAAAGGACGAAGUACGAUAUAGACGAAGGACGAUAUGGACAAAAGACGAAAAGGACGAAGGACGAUAUGGACGAAGGACGAUAUGGGCGAAAGACGAAAAGGACGAAGGACGAAAAAACGAAGGACGAAUAG